Peromyscus californicus insignis is the source of this 10348-nucleotide messenger RNA. It is a transcript of the gene P2ry2, whose product is annotated as purinergic receptor P2Y2. The record is from RefSeq and is a predicted model, not a curated record. Gene Ontology annotation, biological process: phospholipase C-activating G protein-coupled receptor signaling pathway; positive regulation of mucus secretion; blood vessel diameter maintenance. Gene Ontology annotation, cellular component: plasma membrane. The coding region runs from base 6502 to 7629 and encodes 375 amino acids. NCBI's taxonomy places the organism in Eukaryota, Metazoa, Chordata, Mammalia, Rodentia, Cricetidae. The transcript has 4 exons. Gene Ontology annotation, molecular function: A1 adenosine receptor binding; G protein-coupled purinergic nucleotide receptor activity; G protein-coupled UTP receptor activity.
GGAUUAUAGAAUGACUCCUGUCUCUAUAAAUAAAUACAUAAGUAGAUAAAUAUAAGUAAUAAGCAUUCACUUCAACAAACAUAGAAAAUGAACAGGAAGAGCCAGGCAGUGGUGGCACAUGCCUUUAAUCCCAGCACUCAGAGGCACAGCCAGGAGAAUCUCUGUGAGUUCAAGGCCAGCCUGGUCUAUAGAGCAAGAUCCAGGACAGGAACCAAAACUACACGGAGAAACCCUGUCUCGAAAAAAAAAAGAAAACUAAAAUGAACUGACAGAAGCUACUUCAAAGUAAUUCGGAAGAAAUCACAGAGGUCCAAGUCGUUUCUUGGUAAGUCAAUAGUCCUGGCAAACAAAUCCAGGGAAGGUUUGUUUGCUGUUUAUAAUUUAUUUUUCUUAUUUUGUGUGUAUGAGCCUCUUGGCUGCCUGCAUGUCCAUGCACCAUGUGCAUGCAUGAUGUUCUUGGAGACCAGAAGAAGAGAUUUGGCACCACUGGACCUGGAGUUUCGGGUGGUUGUGGGUGCUGGCAACCAAAGGGGUCCUCCAGAAGAGCAGCCAGCCACUGAGCCGUCUCUCCAACCAGUUUCCUUCAUUUCCUUUGUCUGUCGUCAGACUAGCCUCAAAUGUGCAUUUUCUUACUUCCCGAGGAAUGGGAUCACAGGUGUGUACCACCACACCCAGAUGCCCUGGGAGUCUAUGAAUCUUCCAGCUGGACAAUGGCCUCUGCUCCUCUGCAUCCUUUGUCAUUGGACCUCAGAAACCAAACCGGAAGUGUCUGCGGGAGCCCGGAGCAGGUGUCAGAGCUCCCCUGUGCUCUCCCUGCUUGCUUUCCACAGCCAGACCGGUGCAGUCACCACCCUGUAAGACUCAGCCCAAAUGUGGCCCGCCUCCCGGUGGGGCUUUGUGGGUGUAAACAGCUAACCGCACAAGUCAGCGCCGGGCGAGCACUUGCAGACAGUGGGUAAAUCCGACGUUUGUGGAGAGUGGACUGGUGUGGUAAUGGACAGGUUAAGCCCAGCAGUGGAGAUGGAGACUUGCUGAGUGCUGGAGGAUUUCAGCCCACAGUACAGCUGGAGUAGAACACCUCAGGACAGGAGAAGCACACACAGGCACAAGGCUGUGUGUGUAAAAGGACUGAGGUGCGGACCAUGGCGGGAGGUCCCACGUGACAGUGGUGUGGAAAACUGUUGAGGAGUGGGGCUGGCAACUGUGGAAGGGUGUCAAGGAAAAACCACAGAAGGCUUUGAAGGGAACACGAAGGGACUACGUUUCGUAUGCUUUGGGGUGAUGGGGAGUACAAAAGCCAGAUUAUGAGAUGGGCACUGCCCUUAAUGAGGUAGGAGACCCCGCAGUGAGUAGCACGGGACACACUGCCAAAGAGGAGCUGGGGCAGUCUGCCCUAGUGGAAGACUGUGGAUCUGGGGGCCUGCACAGGGUGUUAGGGGCCCAGCCCCAGAGCUGAUUCUCCUUACUGACCAUUUUUUGGCUCCUGCAUGCCACCCAUCACCCCCAUCCCAACCAGGGAGGGAUUAGGAGGUAGCUCCCAGCAGCUCCCUGAUUACCAUGUAUAGCUCCACUAUGCUCCAUCCGUGAUUUCAGCCCAACCCCCAUGAGGCUUCUAUAGUCAGGUCUUUGUGUCUGCACAAUGGCUGUCUUUGUCUCUUCCAUCUCUGCGUGCCUCUCUAUCAAUCCCACAGCCUCCUCUCAGCCUCUCUGAUCUUGGAUUUCCACACUGCAUCUCUGUAUGACACUGAUAAAGUGACUUACUUCUCUGACCCAGGUUGAGUGCUUGAAAAGGAGAAUAAAAUUUAUAGGGCUGGAGAGAUGGCUCAGUGGUUAUGAAAGCUUGCUGCUUUUCCAGAAGACCUGAGUUUGGUUCCCAGGAUCUACAUCAGCUGUUUCAUAACCACCUGUAACGACAGCUCUAGGGCACCUGAUACCUUCUUCUGGCCUCUGAAGACAUUGCACUUUAGUGCAGGAAUGUGUGUGUCACACACACACACACACACACACACACACACACACACACACACACACACCUAAAACUAAAAAGAACCAAGAGGCUGAAGACCCCUAUUCAACCCUCAUGCUGGUCCUGUCUCCUCCUCUCCCUCACCUUGCCUGGCUAGAAGGCUGCCAUUAGGCCAUUUAACAGAUGAGGAAAGAAAGGCCUGAGGGCAGGAAUGACUUCCUAGGUAUAAGAGCUGUACCAUCAGUGCCUGUUUGUUUGUUUGUUUGUUUAUUUUGGUUUUUUUUUCGAGACAGGGUUUCUCUGUGUAGCUUUGCGCCUUUCCUGGAACUCACUUGGUAGCCCAGGCUGGCCUCGAACUCACAGAGAUCCGCCUGCCUCUGCCUCCCGAGUGCUGGGAUUAAAGGCGUGCAAUACCACCGCCCGGCCAUUAGUGCCUGUUUAUUUUGAAAGAGUCUCUCUAUUAUGUAGCUCUGGCUGCUCUGGAACUCACUAUGUAAACCAGGCUGGCCUCCAACUCACAGAGAUCCACCUGCCUCCACCUGCCGAUUAAAGAUAGGUGCCAUCACGUCUGGUCCAGUCCUUAAUACUUCAGUCACCAUCUUAAAAUUCUUAAUAAUUUUUUAAACACAGGAUCCACGUUUUCAUUUUGUACAGGGUCUUACAAAUUAGGUAGCUGGUCUUGCUUUAGGGGAGAUGAAAGGGGCCUUGGCCAAGGCUUCCUGCUUCUCAGGGCUGCCAACAGCCAGAGCUUCCAGGAUUCAUUUGCCUUUCAAGCCCUGGCCCUGGUCAGGGAAACUUGAGGAGCCCAGUUCCAGUUCCGAAGGAGGAGGGAGGGAGAGAAAGAAUAAGGGGUGGGAGAAAGGAUCAUUUAGGCUCUCGGGAGCCAUGGGAGCCAGGAAGACAAGCCGGAUGGAUAGCCCAGCUCUACCUAGGGGAGCUGCCAGGGUGGGCCCCAACACCAGGGCCCAGCCAUGAUCCAAGAACACUCUUCAGGUCUUCCCCCAGCACGUACAGUUCCAGGGUUAGGCCCACAACAUACUUACUGUAUGAGCCUCAGUUUCCCUAAAUAUGCCCCGGGAAUGGUAACACCACACUUACAGGGUCCUGGUGAGGAUCAAGAUACCUUAACACAGGAACCAGCACAGAGAAGAGUCCUGGAGACAGAUCAUGUGACAGGGACAUCCAGCUGUGUGUAGGAUGGACUGGGCCCCACCUACAAAUAGAUCCCCUUGGUGGGGGGCGGAGGUUAGUGACAGUGUGCUGAGAGGUUGGGCAUCUGGAGGAGGUCUUAGAAGAUCAGUGCUUGGGGGUCAAGAGGAAGGAGGCCAAACACAGAGAAACACAAGGGGCAGAGGGCGUGGCCAGCACCCCAGGAGGUGAAUGAGGGUAAGGACUUUAGACAGCAUGACUAAGAGGAGGUAAGAGGGGAGGCAGAGAGGGAAAGACCGGGAGCGGAGGCUGGGGAAAAUGGUGCCUUAAGGCAGUGGAAGCCCCCAAGAGAGUGUGAAGCAGGACAUGUCAGUGAGGGGAGGCAGAGGCACCAUUCUAGCAAAGACAGCGUUGGAGGGUUGGAGGCUAGGCCAGGCAGGGACUUCCCCUCCCCAACACCCCCUAUUGUGGAUUCUCAGAGCAGAAGGUUUUCUCAGGGGAGAGGAGAGAAGUCAGAGAGGGAAGAGGAGGAUGCCUGCCAGGAGGCAAGUGCUUGCUCAGGGCUGGAGAGACAGGAAGCCUUCUAAUGCGAGGUGGGCUAGGGGAGCCGGGCGGGGGCUUUGCCCAUCCCCUCCUGAACUGCUGCUGCUAAUGCAGUUGCCCCCGUGGCUUCAUUACACCUCAUGGGGACCAUUACAGUGCCUGAGCUUUACCAUUAGUCUGCUUUGGCUGCGAGGUUGAGGGAGACGCCCUCAAUGCCAUUCGACCCAUCAUAUGGUACUUACUGUGACUCACUGGACUUCAAUUUCCUGACUGGAUCAAUAGAGGUUCUAAAUUCUUUCCGUCGUAAAGUCUCGAGUUGUGUGUAAGUAAAAAUAUGAAAGCAAAGGCGCUCAGGAUGGAGUAAGAUGGUAAGGGGGGCAGUGCUGGGGGAUGGGAAGUCUGCUGGAUUCAGGGAUCCACACAAUCUGACUUAGGGAAGUGUCAGGGAACCUCGCCUCCCAGGCUUUUCUGAGCGGGGAUACUCCUCUGACUGGUGAAGCGCAGGAUGAUGGGCAAGACCCUAAAGAAAGACACUGAGUCCGAACAGCGAGUAAGGACUAUUUGACACGUUGUGCAGAAAAGCAGACCGAGAGCCAGGCUUGUUAGCACAUGCCUACAGUACCAGCACUCAAGAGGCUGAGACAGGAGGACUCCUGUGAGUGUGAGGCCAGCCUGGCCUACACAGGGAGAGCCUAGCUAAACAAAAACAAAACAGAACAAAACAACAAAAAAAUUAAAGAAACCACAGAGAAAGGGAGAGACUGGGGCUCAGAAGUGGUCACAGAAAAGGUGAAGGAAGACUUGAGUCUGAAUACAAGGCUGUGAGGUCCUCUGAACCUUCCACCUGUUCCUCAGGCGUUACUAGGUCACCUGACAUGAAAGCUCAGAUGUCAUGUACCUCAGGGAUGUCGUUUCUCUGGCUGUAAAAUCAGGAAUUGGGUGACAGCAAGUGCAAAGUCCAAGACUGGCCACCGACCACGCUGUGGGUCUUCCAGAGGCUGGGAUCAACCCUGGGUCCCAGGGGAAGCGGCAGGAACACCUGAAGGCCUGGCGGCUCAAAAGGGAGACCAGGAAAACAAAUCAGCUGGGGCUUCCACAACCAAAAGUACUUCCUCGGGCACUAGGAUCCUAAAGCCGCAAGUGUGGCUGUAGAGAUACCCUGCUCUCUGGGAGCUGCCUGUCCCAGCUCUCGCAGUCAGCAGAGGAGGUUAGACAAGCUGCCUUCGUGUCUCCUAAGUGAAGGCCCCAGGAAGCUGCAGAGAGGCUCAGCCACACAGCUCUGUGUGUCCACCCCGACAAGGCUGUCACUCUGGUCACUCCGGACAAGACUGCAGCCAACACCCCUUCUGGGCCCCUCCUGGGGCUGGGAGCAAGGCUCUGGUCAGCUGAUACACAGCUAGCAAGACCUACAGCCCUAGGCCGAGAGCAAGCUCCCCGGCCAUAGGAAAAACGCCUGUUCUAAACGUGGCCAGACUCCGAGGACGGACAGUGAAAGUAGGAUCAGGAGAAUUGCCGGCUCCAUUUCACAGAAAAUGAGUCCUUGAGUGGGACUGUCGGUACUAAAGCUGGCCUAGAGCUUACACUCCAGAUUCCUGGACCAGAAAUGGGAGGGUGCAGACCCUCGUGCAUCCAUCCAUUCGCAGGACGGCAGUUGAGAGAUGGCUGAUGUGGUCCUUGCCCUAUUGUGCUCACAUUAGGACUGGGGCAUAAACAGGGUUCAUGACUACAGACGGUCUUCAGGGCAGGGCAGAGCGAAGAAUUGAGGCAAUACAAGAUGAGAGACCAAACUGAACAGGAACUUCGGGGACCUGUUAGCGAGGUGAAGUGAGAGUGAAAGCAGAUGGAGGUGCUGAAAGGGGUAAAGAUCCUUCCCGGUACCGGCAGUCUGGAGCAGGUCCAUCCGGAAGUGAGAUGGGCUAGGGCGGCAGCGGAGGGAGGCUGAGGAGGGGAGGCUACGGGUUAGCAUAAAGAUCCAUCGGUGGGCCGCGACAGGAGCCACGCCAGCACCAAGCAAACCUUGUAAAACUUGGGCGUCUCUGAAAACCUCCCCUCUGAUCCGGUGAGCGAGGCAGGUGGCCUCUGCCCAGCCAGGACGGUCACCUCCCUCCCCUCCCUGCUCAACACCCGUGGCGGACACGCUGACCCUGCGGGGCGGUACAGCCAGGCCGCGUCCCCAAGCGGGUGACAGACUGGAGGCAUCUGUCCCGGACGGACGGCUCCAGCGUCUGCCCGGAGUCCGCCCCGCCCUCCUGCUUGCCGCCCUCCUGCUUGCCGCCCUGCCAUGGGGUACGGAGCCAGGCUGGGUGGGGCGGGGACCGCGGCUCUUCCAGGCACGUGGGACCCUGCGCGACUGGGCAUGGGACUCGGGGACCAGGAACCGCGGCUGUGGCUCCUGGAGGGGACCAGCGCAUCGCGGAGGUGAGGGGGGCAGCCUAGAGGGGAACGGACGCCGGGAGAGGUCGCCACCGGGUGCGGCCUGGGGACUGGCGCUCCAGUCGACUCAGGGCCGGGCAGGAGAGCCCAUUACGUGACUCUGUCCUGCCGGCCCCGGCUCCCAGCCCUAGUACUGAGCAAAACUGGACGGUGGGAGCCGGCUGCCGGUGCUGCUGAACUUUGUCUCCUCUGGAGCGUGGAUCUUGGAGCCCUCCAGGCAGCUGCUUGCCCUGAAAAAUGCUGAAGGCUGGGCGCGGCCCCAGGCCUGGGAACCUGUUCUUCCUGUUUCCUGCCUCAGUCCCAGCAGCUGGUCCAGGCCUGAGCGUUUAUGAGUGAAGAACCGGAGCAGACACUGAGCAUCCUCGCCCCACCAAGAGCAGGAGCUCAUCAGGUCCGGGUGUGUGAGGGCCAUGGCAGUAGACCCAGACCCCUGGAACAGCACCAUCAAUGGCACCUGGGAGGGAGAUGAACUGGGCUACAAGUGCCGCUUCAACGAGGACUUCAAGUAUGUGCUGCUGCCCGUGUCAUACGGCGUGGUGUGCGUGCUCGGACUGUGCCUGAACGUCGUGGCUCUCUACAUCUUCCUGUGCCGCCUCAAGACCUGGAACGCUUCCACCACGUACAUGUUUCACCUGGCCGUUUCUGACUCUCUCUAUGCAGCCUCCCUGCCGCUGCUGGUUUACUACUAUGCCCAGGGUGACCACUGGCCAUUCAGCACGAUGCUCUGCAAGCUGGUGCGUUUCCUCUUCUACACCAACCUCUACUGCAGCAUCCUCUUCCUCACCUGCAUCAGUGUGCACCGGUGCCUGGGUGUCCUGCGCCCUCUGCACUCGCUGCGCUGGGGCCGGGCCCGCUAUGCCCGCCGUGUGGCUGCGGUGGUGUGGGUUCUGGUGCUGGCCUGCCAGGCACCUGUGCUCUACUUUGUCACCACCAGUGUCCGGGGGACCCGCAUCACCUGCCACGACACCUCGGCCCGAGAGCUCUUCAGUCAUUUUGUGGCCUACAGUUCCGUCAUGCUGAGUCUGCUGUUUGCUGUGCCCUUUUCUGUCAUCCUGGUCUGUUACGUGCUCAUGGCCCAAAGGCUGCUCAAACCGGCUUAUGGGACCACAGGAGGCCUGCCUCGGGCCAAGCGCAAGUCUGUGCGCACUAUUGCCCUGGUGCUGGCCGUCUUUGCCCUCUGCUUCCUGCCUUUCCAUGUCACCCGCACCCUCUACUACUCGUUCCGGUCACUGGACCUCAGUUGCCACACCCUCAAUGCCAUCAACAUGGCGUACAAGAUCACCCGGCCAUUGGCCAGCGCCAACAGUUGCCUUGACCCUGUGCUCUACUUCCUGGCAGGGCAGAGACUUGUCCGUUUUGCCCGAGAUGCCAAACCACCCACAGAGCCCACCCCCAACCCCCAGGCUCGUCGCAGGCUGGGCCUGCACAGGUCUCACAGAACUGACACCGUGAGGAAAGAUGUGUCGAUCAGCAGUGAUGACUCAAGACGGACAGAGUCCACACCAGCUGGGAACGAGACUAAGGACAUUCGACUAUAGGUCAGAGCCCUUCAGGCCUGAACCUGUCUCUUUCUAACACUGCUCAGGCAGAGCCACAUCCCAGGCUACAGGCAGACCCUUCCUCCAGAGAAGCUGAGAGCUGUGUCGAGACCUGGAGGCACAGAUGCACAUCAUGACGUGGAGGCCUUGAAUGUUGACCUGUGGUGGGGGUUCGGGCUGUUUUCAUCAUGGACCGGAGUCCCCCUAGAUCCCCCUCACCUGCAGCUGCUCUAGAGACCAGAGAACACAGCACCUGUGUGGAUAGAGACCACACUGUCUUACCCCCAGGGGUUUUCGUUGGACCACUGCAUUCAGAUUUCAGAGGACACAGGCCUAGUUCUGUGGCAGCCACUGGUAGCAGUGUUUCCUAAGGGAACCAGGGCUAGGCCUGUGGUCCCACAUCCAGGAGCCAAUCAGACUGCCUGCCCCCUUGGGGUGGACAUCUAGCCUUGCUGCCCAGCAUCCAGGCCACUUGCCCGGCGGGUAAGAUUCCUGACCCUUCUGCCUUGUGCUAUUUUCAUCUCAAGACAGACCAAGAUUUUCCAUCAACCCCAGACCAUUGUCCAGCAAUGACGUGAGGUGACCUGCCUAUCCUUAAAAUAUCUCUUCUUACCCUCUGGGCCUUCCCUGCCCACUCCCCACCCUGAGAACAUGUCAUAGGGCUACUGGCUCCCGAAGGCCACUGUGAAAGGGCACAGGAGCCACCCAGGCACUAGACAAGAGCCCAAGAAUUGUCCAGCCCAGCUGCAGACUCAAGGCCAGAGGGGAGAGGGGCCAUGUCCAAGGUCGGUGUGGUUCCUGGGCAUCAGCCAGGGGCUUGGGUUGCUCCUGUUGCUAUACCACGGCCCUCCAGUAUAUGUCAGUGAUCUCAUGAAUGUCCUGUGCCCCCUGCACUGCCCAGCUCCUCCCCCCAGAGCUGGAGAAUUGUGACCAGGGACUUAACACAGGGGAAACAGAAGGGGGAGAGCUGGACAAAAAGGGUAAAUGCAUACUGAUCUCUAUAGCUGCUGCUCUCAGUGGAUACCACGUGACCCGGCAUGGCCCUUCAGACCCAAGAGUCUCUUCCCUGGGUAGUCCUGGAUGGAGGGGAGGAUCUCUAGAGGACACUGAUGUCCUUGUCCUCCAAGAUCAAAAGAUCCUGGACAACAUGUCCAUCAUGCCUGGUCGCUCCAGUCUGGGCACUAUGCCAGCCCUUGGCUCCAAUCAUCAUGGCAGACUUGGGCUGAUCUGUUUAGAAUGGGUCAUAGGGUCUGGAGCUCAUGUACAGGCCUAUGUCUCAGGCAUCAAACAGGACUUACACACGGCUUAUUUAUCCUUUACAACCAGUCUGUGGGAUAGAUAUUCUCAAUGAUGCUGACUAGCAGAGAAAUCAGGAGCCAGCAGGUGGAGGGGGGCUUGGUCCAGGUAAGCUUCAGGUAACAAUGCCAAGGGUGACUGAAUGAAGAAAAAGUUCAAAUCCCCAGAGGUCCCAGUGAUCCUCUAGUAUCCCACAGCCACAGGGCAGGAGGGUCUAUCAGUGCUCUUUCCCCUGAUUCAGGCCCAGACAGUGUAGUGGGAAGGGGGGCAGCAUACAGAUUUGGUUUGAAGGUCAGCUUCUACCCACCCACAGAGUAGGCUUGGCUGUAUAUCCCCCGACUGCUUCUGCCUGCCAUGGUAGUCUACGGCCACUCUCUGUUCAAUCACGUGCUCUGAGAUCUAGAGUGGAAGAACUGACCUAGAGAUGGAUCACGGAAGUCAACAAAUGGCAGCUUUUCCUUGUGACCCGAGGCUUCCCACUUGCCCUCUCUGGGCAAAUAUGGAGUGUUGCUUCUGGGUUUUGGUUCUUUUGUUAAGGUAUCGGAGCCUGGACCUUCAAGGCACAACUGCUGUUCUCUAAGGAUUGCCAAGCCCACCAAAAGGUGAAGGGACUCCACUGUGCCACACAGUGCCACACAGUGGACUGCUCUUGUGGGUGAGGAGGGCAGUUUAGCCAGGCUGACUGGGCUGCAGGCUGACCUGGGGGCAGAGGAAGGAGAUGGGAGCCUGAGGGUCUUGACUGUCUCCCUCUGCCUGUGUGGGCAGGACCUGGACGAGAUGCUUCAGCUCUGUAGGCCUCAGUUCCCCCAUACUCGACAACUGGUUUUGUCUAGCCUGUCUUUGUUCAGAAGGGGCUUUCUGGGUUUGCCCUGGUUUCUGCACCAGCUCAGUUGGGUGUCCUGUUUCAGCUCUGUCCCAGCCAGGAACAAUGAGCCAGUCACUUGUAGGACCAAACCCUGUCCCCAGGGUCUCCGCCCACUAUGUUGGACUAUUGUCAGCAAUGGAGUAUAAAAAGGACUUUCCACUCACAACACAAUGAUUCCCCCUAGACCAUUGUCCAGCAGUGACGUGGGGGAUCUGCCUGUCUCAAAAUAUCCCCAGUACCCAUCCUUGGGGCCUCCCUACCCUGCUCCUCACCUCCCCACUGACAUAAUUUCCUGGGGCUGUGGACACCUGAUGGCCACAAACAGCACAAACAACUUUCCUUGUUUGGUUGUUUCAGAGGACUGCAGGCCCAGAGAGGGCUGUGCCCUGUCCAAGCUCACACAGCAGCCAGAGCAGAGCCUGCACAUGUCCCAAGUCACACAGAAGUCAGGGUGAAGCCUAGACAUGAACCCAUAGUUCUCUGACUGUUCUUCUUCCUCGGCCACCUUCAUUAGCUCUAGCUUGCCUUCAAAGGCCUGGGGGAGGGGGACUCCUAGAA